Molecule: messenger RNA, 315 nt
Organism: Pochonia chlamydosporia 170
Lineage: Eukaryota; Fungi; Ascomycota; Sordariomycetes; Hypocreales; Clavicipitaceae
Product: Max protein
Exons: 2
Coding region: 1-315 (104 amino acids)
Biological process (GO): regulation of transcription by RNA polymerase II
Molecular function (GO): DNA-binding transcription factor activity, RNA polymerase II-specific; RNA polymerase II cis-regulatory region sequence-specific DNA binding; protein dimerization activity
Source: RefSeq, a predicted model, not a curated record
AUGUCGUCGCCAAAUAAUACUUCGACGUCUUCUCGAGAGAAUGGCGCUGGCGGUGCUGACGAGAAGCCUCGUCUGACCGAGGAGGAGAAGAAGCAGAAUCACAUUGCUUCAGAACAAAAGCGCAGACAGGCCAUUCGCGAAGGCUUCGACCGUCUAACCGAGCUGGUCCCUGGCCUGGAAGGACAAGGUCGAUCCGAGGGACUUGUGCUCAAGCGGACAGUCGAAUACAUGCGCCAACAGAUGCAAGAACGUCGCGCACUUAUUGAGCGCAUUGAGCAAUCAGGCGGUCAAGUUGACGAGGACCUCAAAAAGUAA